Plasmodium inui San Antonio 1 is the source of this 6321-nucleotide messenger RNA. RefSeq lists its product as hypothetical. The transcript is spliced from 2 exons. Lineage: Eukaryota; Apicomplexa; Aconoidasida; Haemosporida; Plasmodiidae. The coding region runs from base 1 to 6321 and encodes 2106 amino acids. The record is from RefSeq and is a predicted model, not a curated record.
AUGGAAAAUUUUAUCAAAAUAAACCACACCCUAUUUGUGGACCUGAAUAACUACCACGAGCAGGUAGACGAAACGGAAUACUUAAACAUUUUCGAAGCCAACUAUGUGGAAGGGGGUGCAAAUUACCAACAUGACGCGGAAACCAGCUGCAAAGUUGAAAUAAAACGCUAUGUGGACAUGUUUGUUGAGCUCGUAAAGGAUAAACAUGUCAGUUAUGACAUUUCUAAAAAGUUUAAGGACAGAAACUUAGAUAUUGUUAGGAUCAUUCAAGCUAUUAAUAAUUCCCAUGUGAAGGAGGAGGAAUUCCAUUUCACAAGGUUGAUGAUGAUCAUAUGUUUAAAGAAUUACAUUUUUCAUUACGUAAAUAAAUAUCUAAAGAGCAUCGUAAAGGACUACGAGAAGAGUAAGUACAAAAAAGAAGUAAAAAACUUCAACUGUUUGAUAUAUAGCAAGGGCAGUGGGGAGAUAUUCAAGGACAUAGGGAGUGGUGGCCAUCAGGAAUGGGAAGACAAGACUUAUUCACACAUUGAGGAGGCCAACUUUCUUUUCAUUAAAUUUUUAAGUGAAGAUAUUUGCAAAAAUUUUCAGUUGCUCGAAAAUGGCGAGAAUACCUCGAAACAUAUUAGCGAAAAAGAAUGGGCAUAUUUGAAAGAAAAAAUUUUGUUCCUAAUUAAAAAUUCGUGUGUAAUUAACUGUAAUGAAAGCAAUAAGUUUUCCACCCUGAUGGAGUUCAUUAACAAGAACAUGUAUAGAUCUUUUAAAAGGCACAAAAGCAUUGUAGAAAUGAAGAAGUUUAACAUAUGCUUAUAUUUCAUUGACAUAUUUUUUAACCUAUUUUUGAUAGAUUACCCCUACAAGUGGGGAAAUUUACUAGGCGACAUUUUCAGCACCUUUAAUUUUAUUUCUAUUUAUAAUAGUAACGACUUGGCGAAUGUGAUAAAUGGUGACUACAACUCGACGUUGAAUUUCUUAACCGAUUUGAUGAAUUCCUGUGCUGCAGCUAGUGAAAUGGAGAAUAGAAAAGAAGACGGGAAUAAUGGAGAAAACAACACCCAUCAGGUGGUUAUACACUUUCAAAACUUCUACUCCCUCAUCUUUUUAAUGAACAAAAUGGUGAAGAAGUACAUCCCCAGGAUGGAGGACAAUAACUCGUAUUCUGUGCUAUAUCACAGCUACUUCAUCUCGCACAUAAAUAGUAGCAAUAAGGACUUCCUGGAAAAGGGAGACUAUAGCGCUCUAAAAAUACCAUGUGAAAAUUUGUUAGCAGGGUUUAAGGACAUAAUAAGGAUAUUCUUCCCCAUUUUUAACCGACUGUUAUGUACUUUGUUGAAUUACCUGGAGAGUAUAUACGUCGUGUUUAUGGUGAAAAAGAUCGUGAAGUUUUUAUAUAAAACUUUGCUGUGCCAUUUUAGCAGCUUGCCAGAAGAAUUAAUGAAGAACGAACUUGAAAUAUUAUUCACAAAUAUAGGGAACAUAUUAGACAUUGAUUUGGAUGCUUACGUACAUAGGCUGUAUUUUACUAACACGAGUGAAUCGUCUGCUAAGGGGUCCAUAUCGGUUGCUAAAAUAACGGAAGAAACAUCAUAUGAAAAUUUAAGCGAACUUAUUCAUAACAAAGAUCACAAUGUAGAUAGGCUAUUCUUAAUCAUCCUGCUGAAGUCGAAAAAGUGGUGCUUAAAAAUGUUAAAUAUGUUUUUGUACAGAUCCAUUUACUUCGACGAAAUGAAUGAGACGUGGAAAUUGCUCCUAAAACAUUUCGAAAAUAAGUACAUCAUAUUUCUGGAAAAAAUUGCCCUUCUCAUUUUGAAAGCUAUUAUCAAUACGAAUUACACGGACGAGGAAAGAAUGCAUUACGACAAAUUGAUCUGCUACAUUAGAUACGUGAUGGACUUUACUGACUACUUGAAUUUCGCCGAUAAGUGCCUGUCGUUGUCGCUGAACUAUCUGUGCAUGAUAGUUUCUUUCGACCAUUUGCAGGUGUUCGUGAAGCAGAACAUUUUGAGCGAGGCGUUUUUAGGCUGUCUCUUCGUCCACAUAAGCAGUAGUUCCCACGUGGAGUGCGUCGACAAUUUCUUCACGAACGGAUCUCCUCAAAAGGAAGAAAGCUUGCUAUUUGACAAUCUGAAGUUCGAGAGGUACAUCAUCUGCUUCCAGAAAAUCCCGCUGUACCGAAAGUACCUGUCUGACUAUUACGACGACACCAAGUCGAAGAACGUGUUGAAGAAGUAUGUCAAUUACAUCAUUUUUCUCUUUUGCGAGUUGUUGGAUAAGUAUUUUUACGACAUCAUAUUUUACUUAGAUGCAAAUGUGAAGGAGCACUUGAGAACCUGUUUAGUUAUCCAGAACGAGUACAUGCACGUGCUUUACCCUGACAUGUUUGUGAAGAAGGAGAUGGACUUCUCCAACGACGUCAUGGAGAUUAGCUGCUACAAAAAGAGCAACCUUUUAAUUAACGCAGAGAUGUGCAUGAGAACAAAGAAUCAUAACAUUUACAUAAAUAGUGUGAUCGGCUCCAUUUCUGAGAUCAUUGAGAAGCACAUGAGGGAAAAUGACAUUCAGCACAAAGUGGACCUUUCGUCGUUUUAUUUAUUAAACAGUGACUCAUUUAACAGCUUCAUUUUUAUCAUUAAGAACUUGCCCUUGUAUAAGUAUUCGCAGGAGGAACUCAUUUUCAAAGAUCUGUACAGCAUGGAGAAUAAGCACAACUUAAACUUCAGCUGCCUGAUCAUGAACGACAUAAAUUUGUACAAGUACUUUUCCCUGUUUAUGUUUUUAGUGUACUACAAAUGGGUGUUUAUCACGAGGGUGCUGCGCGGCGUCAUAGACGAGGGGGUGUUACUGGGCGGGGUGGGAGCUCCCACAUCUGUCGCGUCAGACGAGGCAAACGCGACUGGCGUGUCUGGCUCAUCGCCCACGUGUCCCACUUCCCACACGAAUUCCAUGCCCACCACGCCCCCCACUUUUGCCGGCAACCCCGUCGACCAGGAUGAUGGCCGAACCAGUCGCGAAAGCGAAGACUUAACGGUCGAUGACUACAUCGAGGAGUACUGCAAAAACAAGAAGAAGUAUCAGCAGCACUUUAGUAGUGACGAAAUGGAAAUCGAAAAGUUUGACCAGAUUGUUACCGACUUUAAGAUCAGAGAUAAGUCCUUUUUUCUUAACUACAUGCUGGUGAAUAUAUUUCACCCCUACUCGAAUAAUCUGAAAAGAAUAAUCAUGUGGAUGUUAAAGGAAUACACCAGCAUGACCCGGUUCAGCGAAAACGUUAUGCAGUUCUUCUUCUACAUCUGCUUCAUAAAUCUGUUCUAUUUUGAGAAGCACUUAAAAUUUAAGUCAUUCGACACACUGAUUAAUUUAAUGUACAAGUAUGGGAUUCCCAGGCAAAUUUUCUACAAUGACUUUAGGGAAGUUUUCACAUUUUUAUUUUUCCAACUGUUAAUUUUGUUCAUAAAGAAUGAGUCCAAUUCGCAUGACAAUGAGUUUUAUGAAGACAACGUGAACGUGCUUCUGAGUCCGAAUUAUGAGAAGAGAUACUUUUUGAGCUACCUAAGAGGGGAAGAACAUAACCUCCUUCCCGACUACACAUGCGGUAAGACAAAAAUGUGGAGCAGUUAUCUGUACAACCAAGUGAACUGGUUCACCGACUUUUUUAUCAAUGAUGUGCUGUAUCAUAAUUUUCAAUAUUAUAUAGAGAAAAUGGACGUGAGGAAUUUAAACCAGUUCUUGAAUUUUAUAUCAUUAUUUUACCAAAACGAGAUUAACAACAACAUUUUUUUGUUUAUCAACUUGCUGAACGAGUCCUUAUUGGAGACCACUUCGUCCCACAUUUCUGAAAGCGACAAAGAGCAUUCUUCCUUUUUGAAGGCUUUGAAAUUCUUUUCCUUUUUUCUGGAACAUUACAAAAACGCUAGCAGUACACAGGAUGUGCUAAUAAUUAAGAUACUAGAGGGCGAAAAAUUUAUCGCCUACUUUAAGAAUAUAGUGAAGACGGUGAAGAAUCAUAUGUGUGAGGAGAUACUAAACGAGAUAUACUACAUACUGCACAUUUUUACGAAGAAUUCAUUAUUCAAUUAUAAAAUAUUUUGGUUUUAUUUUUUAUACUCUGUGGCAUGCAUUUCGAAGAGCUUGAAUGUAUUUCAGCUGAGAGGGGUAACAAAGUUGGAAAAGGUAGCGAACAUUCCUGUCUACCUAUUUCAAUUUUUCAGCAAUGUGAUAAGGAGGGAUGUUCUUUACUUCUUCUUUUCGUUGGCGGAGGAAAAUCCAUUCAUUGCGAAUAGUCUGAACAUUUCUCUGGUGGAAAUUUUUCGAAAAAUUAGUCUUCUGCUAAUUCUGCUAUCGGAAAAGAACUUGAAUGAACAGAAUUUUUGCAACAAUAGCACUUUGCACAUAUGUGGGUUGUAUUUGUAUAAUAAUUUGCUGUCCUACCUGUUUAUGUUGCUUAGUAAGAAUAAAAUAUUUUUUACCCACCUAUUUUGGGGAAAAUUGCGAAGGGCGUACGACCUGCUUCAGGGGGAGGACGGUUCACAGCUGAGCGACAUGGACGAUGUCGUUUCGAAUUAUUCAUUUAGGAAGUUUGACGAAAUGAGUGGCGGCAGCGGGGAUUGCAACAAUGGUGAGUUGCUUUUUCUGGACGAUGACUUUUUGGAAGGGAAUUGCGCGGAAGGGGUGGGUGAAGGCAUGGAUAACGACGCGGACGAAGUGGAUAACGUGGACAACGCGGCGGAGGAUGACCCCGAUGUGGAUGAAGGGGGGGGGAUAUACGUCGAGGUGGACGAGGAGGAAAAUGAAAAAAAUGCACACACGAAUGAGGAAGGGGUGCAAAACUACUCAAGGAACACAAAGAGCCUUUCGAGCGACAUCUCAUUUCAGCAGAGCGAUGCGAACGACAGCAUGUACGAGACGGGGACGAAUGGCGAAAGCUGGAAAGGGGAAGUUCUUUUCUACAAGGAGAUGAAAAACUAUUUUCUGAACAAAAAAAAAAAAUUAAAAAGUAGGAGAAAGAAGAAGAAUAAGAAUAGGGAAACGAAUAAGGAAACGAAUAUGAGAAGCAAUACAAAUAAGUGGAGUCAUCCCAAAGGGGGGGGGACAACCGACAAUGUGCAUAGCAAUGGCACCUCUCAGGGGAACAUCAACGGCGGGGAUGGAGACCAGAGUAGGGAAAAUAAAAUUGUCCAGUUGCUAAACACGGUUUAUUUUAACAUAUUCCUUUUGAAGGACAAAAAGAGGGAACACAUCAAAAUGUUACUAAAAACGCUGAAAUGUAUAAAUCAUAAUUUGGUUCUGAACGGUUCCGAAAAUGAAUACCACAAGUACACAACGUUGCUCAUGUUACAGAAGAAGAGAUACAUUUAUCAGUCCCUGUCUCUGUACGUUUUUAUGGACAUACAGGAUUUUUUCACCAUUUUGGUAAGUGAAAAUAUAUUUGGGUCCAUCAUCGAUGAGUGGUUAAAUGAUAUAUUUUAUAUCUACCAAAAUUCGGAGGACUUGAAGUAUUUCAUUUUUGCCUUUUCGAACAUAUUGAUAUAUCUGUGUAUGUAUGAGCAGAAGAAAAGGGAAUCGGGUGGUUGCGCUGCCGAGGGGGAAGAAGAAAAGGAAGAACAACAAAAGGGCUUUCCUUUCCUCAAAAGUGCCAGCAGUAUCAACAGCAAUAUCAACAGCAGCAUGAACAACUUUGAUACCAUUUUGAGAGAAAUAAAAUUGGAAUUUUUCGAUGAAUAUGCCAUAGGAGAGCUGAGGGAAAGACUACCUCGAAUUAUCAACGCUGUGGUGAAUGUCUUUCUCAUUCUUCCUAUACCGUACGAGGAAAACGUGAAAGUGUUUAAGAAAAAUAUCCUUCGGAGAUUAGCCCCCAUUUGUGGUGAAGGAGACAAUAUCGAAAACAAUAAUUUGCUAAAAUUUAACAGUGAUAACAGCGCUACGGAUAAUUUGAGUGUCACUUUCAAGGAAAUGCAUUUCAACGAUUUGCUCCAAAAUAUUGAAUUCAUGCAUUUGAAUAAGUACGAACAGAAGUUUUACGAGAGGAACCAGAAUUCCUUAAAAUUUUCCUACGACAAUGUGGUUCAUAUUAACAAAUCGGAGGACUUAAUCCUUUACGAUAAAAAAAUAUCCGUCAACUAUUAUUUCCAAAGUGGAAUACAUGACGAUUUUGUGUAUAGGCUCGUUUCCGAGUGCACUGACGAGCAUUUUAAAAUAGCUCUGUACGCACGGAAAGCCUUUUCCUUAGUAAAUCAGGAAUUUUUUUCGAAUGAUGAUUUGAUCGCCAUUCUUGGCUGCUCUGACAAGUAUUACAACUUUAUCAAUGUCAUUCGAUUAGACAUAUGA